Messenger RNA from Fonsecaea erecta, 426 nucleotides. RefSeq lists its product as hypothetical. The transcript is spliced from 4 exons. The record is from RefSeq and is a predicted model, not a curated record. The coding region runs from base 1 to 426 and encodes 141 amino acids. Lineage: Eukaryota; Fungi; Ascomycota; Eurotiomycetes; Chaetothyriales; Herpotrichiellaceae. Gene Ontology annotation, molecular function: carbon-sulfur lyase activity.
AUGGAAGGAGAAUGCCUCUGCAAAGCUGUCGCCGUCAAGGUCAACGACGACAACCUCUUCGGUGAACAGCGGCGGGGCCACAUCUGUCACUGUGCCAAUUGUCGCAAAGUCGCUGGUGGCAUCUUCGGCGUCAACCUGACCAUCGAGCAAGAAAAAGUCGAGUUCCCCAAGGGCAAAGGCAAUCUCAAGAUGUACUCUUCUUGUGCUUCAGGUGUGAACUCUGCUCUGACAAGGUACAUGUACAACAAACAGGACCCGGAAACGCUGAGCGGAACCCCGGUGCAACGGUAUGGCGGUGAUCCGAGUCUCCACGACCUCCCUUAUAUUCGUGCUUUCUUCGCUUUGCGGGACCCCAAUAAGUUUCCAGACCUGACCCGAGGUUCGCCACCAGGUAUUUCUGCCAGACGUGCGGCGUGCCCAUCAUGA